This is a messenger RNA of Drosophila eugracilis, 801 nucleotides long. RefSeq lists its product as uncharacterized. The coding region runs from base 217 to 642 and encodes 141 amino acids. The transcript has 2 exons. Lineage: Eukaryota; Metazoa; Arthropoda; Insecta; Diptera; Drosophilidae. The record is from RefSeq and is a predicted model, not a curated record.
ACAAAAUUAAUCCGCUUUGCUACGUGCCACUAAAUCGCAGAGUUGGAACCACCUAGUUUCCCUCCAUCCAUUUGUUUCCAUUCUCUGCCACCACCCUGAGGACGGAUAUGGCGUCAGUCGAAUGAUUUUGAUUUAAUCGUGGUGGCGACAUCAAAUCAGUAGUUGACACAUCGCGAACUGGACUGCCACGAUUACAAUUUUAUAUAUAUAUCCGUAAUGUCCACUCCGGCGGAAACCCCUAGAGUGGGCCUGGGAAAUGCGGCCAGUAUGGCAAAUUUGGCCAAAAUCGUGAAUCUAAUCGAAUCGAAUGUUAGGGCCGAGGAAGCGGAAGUCUGUGAAGAAGCGGCUUCAAAGGGAUCAACCGGUAGCGGAAGUGGCAGCAGCGUACGCCUGGCCAGCAGCAGUGCUCCGCGAAGAAGUGCCUGUGCCACAUCGUAUGUACCCAAAUCACCGCAGCUGGAGGAGAUUGUGUUCGCUGAGCCAACGUGCACUGAAAGAUUUGCCCGUUAUUUCGUGAUCGUCAUCUACCUGUGUGGUCUCUGCUGCCUGGGAUUCUUUCUAUCCAUUUACCACAUCUUCUUCUGGGACUCACGCAUGCCGCCCGUCUACAAGGGACAGAAGAAAGCUCCAGCCUUUGGCUAGAGAAGAGUACCUUCAUUCAUUUACCAAACUAAUCCUAACUAAGAGAAGCGUUUUUUUUUCUUUGUUUUUUGAUAAAAUUGUGAUACCCGAAAAAAUAGCCAUUCGCCUCCUGAACUCAUCGGAAGUGACCGCGGAGCAGUUCUACAAGCACAUCCUCGA